GCUUUGUAAGAGGCACAUUGGCAGGUAACGAGCGGCGGCGGCGGCAGCGGGUCUUGAGUCCUCCGAGAGCAGCGGCGAUUUUCUAUUUUGUACAUACAUUAUUUUGUAUAUACUGUAUAUGAUGACUUCAGUGAGCAGUGACCAUUGUCGAGGUGCUCGGGAAAAACCGCAGAUUUCAGCAGCACAGUCAACGCAACCACAGAAACAAGUGGUACAGGCAACAGCUGAACAGAUGCGUCUUGCUCAAGUGAUCUUUGAUAAGAAUGAUUCAGAUUUUGAAGCUAAAGUUAAGCAGCUUAUGGAAGUGACAGGGAAAAAUCAGGAUGAAUGCAUAGUGGCCCUACAUGAUUGUAACGGAGAUGUGAACAAAGCUAUCAAUAUUUUGCUGGAAGGGAAUUCAGACACAACUUCAUGGGAGACUGUAGGGGGGAAGAAAAAGAAUUUUGCAAAAGAAAAUUCAGAAAACAAAGAGAAUAGAGAGAAGAAAAGCGAGAAAGAAUCGAGUCAUGGACGUGGAAACAACAACUGGAAAGGAAGAGGCGGCAGUCGUGGCAGAGAAUUUAGAGGUGAAGAAAAUGGAAUUGAUUGCAAUCAAGUGGACAAAUCUUCAGAUCGUGGCAAGCGAGCCCGAGGUAGAGGAUUUGGACGUGGCAGAGGGAGAGGGGCAGGAAGGUUCUCAACCCAAGGCAUGGGGACAUUUAAUCCUGCGGACUAUUCAGAUUCUACAUCUACAGAUGUGUGUGGGACAAAGCUAGUAGUUUGGGAAGCUGCUCAGAAUGGUGCAGAUGAGGGAACUGAACUGGCAUCACAUACUCACAACAUAGCUCAGGAUCUGUCAAACAAAAGUUCUUAUGGACUCAAAGGGGCUUGGAAGAAUUCUGUGGAAGAGUGGACAACAGAAGACUGGACUGAAGAUCUUUCUGAAACAAAGGUCUUCACUGCCUCAUCUGCUCCAGCAGAGAAUCACAUCUCACCUGGGCAAAGCAUUGAUCUGGUAGCCUUGCUCCAGAAGCCUGUUCCUCACAGUCAAGCCUCAGAAGCCAACUCCUUUGAAACUUCCCAACAGCAGGGCUUUGGCCAAGCCCUUGUCUUCACAAAUUCGCAACACAACAAUCAGAUGGCACCAGGGACUGGCAGCUCCAGUGCUGUCAACUCCUAUUCUCCUCAGAGCCUGUCAUCCGUCCUUGGCUCAGGAUUUGGAGAGCUUGCACCACCAAAAAUGGCAAACAUCCCCAGCUCCCAGAUUUUGGACCAGUUGAAAGCUCCGAGUUUGGGCCAGUUUACCACCACCCCAAGUACACAGCAGAAUAGUACAAGUCACCCUACAACUACUACUUCUUGGGACCUCAAGCCCCCAACAUCCCAGUCCUCAGUCCUCAGUCAUUUUGACUUCAAAUCUCAACCUGAGCCAUCCCCAGUUCUUAGCCAGUUGAGCCAGCGACAGCAGCACCAGAGCCAGGCAGUCACUGUUCCUCCUCCUGGUUUGGAGUCCUUUCCUUCCCAGGCAAAACUUCGAGAAUCAGCGCCUGGAGACAGUCCCUCUGCUAUGAACAAGCUUUUGCAGCUUCCCAGCAUGACCACUGAAAAUAUCUCUGUGUCUGCCCACCAGCCACAGCCCAAACACAUCAAACUUGCUAAGCGGCGGAUACCCCCAGCUUCUAAGAUCCCAGCUUCUGCAGUGGAAAUGCCUGGUUCAGCAGAUGUCACAGGAUUAAAUGUGCAGUUUGGGGCUCUGGAAUUUGGGUCAGAACCUUCUCUCUCUGAAUUUGGAUCAGCUCCAAGCAGUGAAAAUAGUAAUCAGAUUCCCAUCAGCUUGUAUUCGAAGUCUUUAAGUGAGCCUUUGAAUACAUCUUUACCAAUGACCAGUGCAGUACAGAACUCCACAUACACAACUUCCGUCAUUACCUCCUGCAGUCCGACAAGCUCAUCACUGAGUUCUGCUAGUCCAGUAGCAAUGUCUUCCUCUUACGAGCAGAGUUCUGUGCAUAACAGGAUCCCAUACCAAAGCCCUGUGAGUUCAUCAGAGUCAGCUCCAGGAACCAUCAUGAAUGGACAUGGUGGUGGUCGAAGUCAGCAGACACUAGACACUACUUCAUCUGUUCCAGCUCCAAAGACAACAGGCCCUCCCUCUGCCCUCCCGUCUGUAAGCUCCCUGCCCAGCACCACCUCCUGCACUGCACUUUUGCCGUCCACAUCCCAGCACACAGGCGACCUGACCAGCAGCCCUCUCUCUCAGCUUAGCAGUUCGCUCUCCAGCCACCAGAGCAGCCUCUCCUCUGCACAUGCAGCCCUCUCCUCGAGCACGUCACACACACAUGCCAGUGUGGAGAGUGCCUCUUCCCACCAGUCCUCAGCCACCUUCUCCAUGGCAGCGACCUCCGUCUCAAGUUCCGCAUCCUCAGGCGUCAGCCUGUCCAGUAGCAUGAACACCGCGAACAGCCUCUGUCUGGGUGGGACCCCCGCGAGUGCAUCCAGCAGCAGUAGCAGGGCCGCGCCCUUGGUGACCUCAGGCAAAGCACCCCCAAACUUGCCUCAGGGGGUGCCUCCCCUGCUGCACAACCAGUACCUCGUAGGUCCCGGAGGACUGCUUCCUGCCUACCCGAUCUAUGGCUAUGACGAGCUCCAGAUGCUGCAGUCACGGCUGCCAGUGGACUACUAUGGAAUUCCCUUUGCUGCACCCACAGCGCUUGCCAGCCGAGAUGGGAGCCUGGCUAAUAAUCCAUAUCCAGGUGAUGUCACAAAGUUUGGCCGUGGGGACUCUGCAUCCCCUGCACCCCCUACCACACCAGCUCAGCCACAGCAGAGCCAAUCACAGACCCACCACACAGCCCAGCAGCCCUUCCUGAACCCUGCACUGCCACCUGGCUAUAGCUACACUGGUCUUCCCUACUACACAGGCGUGCCCAGUGCCUUCCAGUAUGGCCCCACCAUGUUUGUCCCUCCAGCCUCAGCCAAGCAACACGGGGUGAACCUCAGCACUCCCACACCUCCCUUCCAGCAGGCCAGUGGUUAUGGCCAGCAUGGCUACAGUACAGGUUAUGACGACCUGACCCAGGGGACAGCAGCAGGAGACUACUCCAAAGGUGGCUAUGCUGGAUCAUCGCAGGCACCAAACAAGUCUGCAGGUUCUGGGCCUGGCAAAGGAGUAUCAGUGUCUUCAAGCACCACCGGUCUACCUGAUAUGACUGGUUCUGUCUACAAUAAGACACAGACUUUUGACAAGCAGGGAUUUCAUGCAGGGACUCCUCCACCUUUCAGCCUGCCCUCGGCCUUGGGCUCCACUGGGCCCCUGGCCCCGGGAGCGGCCCCUGGCUAUGCGCCCCCACCAUUCCUGCACAUCUUGCCAGCCCACCAGCAGCCCCACUCACAGCUGCUGCACCACCACCUUCCGCAGGAUGCCCAGAGUGGCUCGGGUCAGCGCAGCCAGCCCAGCUCCCUGCAGCCCAAGUCUCAAGCCUCCAAACCUGCCUACGGCAACUCUCCAUACUGGACAAACUAAACCCGGAAGAGAGGGGUGGGCUGGGGCAAGGCUUAUCCUGGGCAGGAGAGAACACACGAGCACAUAUUUGGGAGGCCAGUGCCCUUUCCUAGAAUUCCCGAGACAUGUGUCAGCCAUGCCUCUGUGGGGAGUCUGCCUCCCAGACUGGCUAUUGUAUGUAAUGUAUUUAUGUAUGUAUUUGUAAAUGUGAUAGAAGUUGGGAGGGGGGGGAGUUGGGGGACAGCGGCAGAUGUUAGCCAGGUCUGCUCUCCCCAUUCAAGCCCCUUCUCCACUGUAGCAAAAUAAGCACCCCCCGCCCCCCCCCCCCCCCCAUUCUGCCUUCAGGUCUUCUUCACAGCCUGCACUGCCCAGUGGGCCACUAGGGGAAGUCUCUGGAAGGGCUGGUUCAAGGCUGUUCGGGUAUAGGGGUCAGGUACCAAUGAAGAAUCACGACUUGUCUCACUCCUUUAGAAAUUGUUUUCUUUCCUGUGUAAUUACUUUAUACCUCUGUUUUUGAGAAACUGUUCCUUUUGUCAUCUGUCAUGGUCUCCUUCCACCAAAUCUUGAUCUGGGAAUAGCAGCAAUAUCCCUCCACUCAACACAAAUACGGGCACCUGUUUGUCUUCAUAUAGAACAGGGGCUUCUGGUCUGGUCAUGUCCCUAGAGACUUACUAGAGACUGGCUGACCAUGAAAAAAAAAAUAAUAAUCUGAGUUGUUCAGCCAGUCAGCUCCCCUUUAAAAAUCAAAAGUAUCUCCAAGCAACACAUUUCCAUUCUAGUUGUCUUGAACCAGGUGGGCAACUGUUUCAGGGGUUUUCUCUUGCCGAAUCCCCACCUAAUAAAGUUCUGAGAGCAUG
Messenger RNA from Nomascus leucogenys (northern white-cheeked gibbon), 4335 nucleotides. It is a transcript of the gene UBAP2, whose product is annotated as ubiquitin associated protein 2. Gene Ontology annotation, molecular function: protein binding. NCBI's taxonomy places the organism in Eukaryota, Metazoa, Chordata, Mammalia, Primates, Hylobatidae. The record is from RefSeq and is a predicted model, not a curated record. Bases 119 to 3499 code for a protein of 1126 amino acids. The transcript has 29 exons. Gene Ontology annotation, cellular component: cytoplasm; nucleus.